AUGGCGAUGGACGCUAAAGAGAUCGAAGCUAAGGCCAAGGCCUUGGGCAAGGCCGCGACUUCGAACGAGUCGCCAGCUGUGAUUAUCGGCCUCCUGAAGGACAUCCAAAGCGGCGUCCGGGCAACCGAAGACCUCCUCCGACAGACGCGCAUCGGAAUCAUCGUCAACAAGUUCAAGCAGAGCAAGACCCCAGAAGUCGCGCGGCUCUCCAGCGAGAUUGUUUCCAAGUGGCGGACGGAGGUGAACAAGCAGAAGCAGGCUGGUUCGGCAGCCGGUCGUGGUUCGAGCGGCUCUCCGCGGCCAGCGCACAACGGUACAGGGGUGUCCACUCCAGCCACUGCGACACCCUCAGACAAGGCGUCGAAGCUGUCUGUGCCUCCGGAUAAGCGAACAUGGAAGGCAGACGGGGCGGAUAUCAAUCAUACCGGGAACCGAGUGCGUGACAGCUGCACGGGGCUGAUGUACGAUGGACUGUGUGUGGGGUCGACCGAGUCUCCCAAGGUCGUUCUAGCACGCGCUAUUGCGGUGGAGAUUUCUGCCUACAAGUACCUGGGACCGGAGACGAAGGAGGAAUACCGUACGAAGAUCCGUAGUCUUUUCCAGAAUCUGAAGAACAAGUCCAACCCGAAGCUGCGUGUGCGCGUUGUCGAGGGAGAGAUUACUGCUGAGCAAUUUGUGCGCAUGAGCCACGAUGAGCUGCGCUCUGUUGAGCAGCGUGAGGCGGACGCUAAGAUUCAGAAGGAGAAUAUGGACAAGGCUAUGGUUGCCCAGCAGGAACGCAGUAUCAGUAAGAGCUUGCAGUGCGGCAAGUGUGGCCAGCGCAAGGUCACCUACACCGAAGCUCAGACUCGUGCGGCUGAUGAACCGAUGACCCUGUUCUGUACGUGUCUGCACUGCGGCAAGUCCUGGCGGCAGUGA
Penicillium psychrosexuale is the source of this 918-nucleotide messenger RNA. RefSeq names its product transcription elongation factor DST1. The transcript has a single exon. Gene Ontology annotation, biological process: transcription antitermination; regulation of mRNA 3'-end processing; transcription elongation by RNA polymerase I. The coding region runs from base 1 to 918 and encodes 305 amino acids. Lineage: Eukaryota; Fungi; Ascomycota; Eurotiomycetes; Eurotiales; Aspergillaceae. Gene Ontology annotation, cellular component: nucleus. Gene Ontology annotation, molecular function: zinc ion binding; RNA polymerase II transcription regulatory region sequence-specific DNA binding. The record is from RefSeq and is a predicted model, not a curated record.